AUGGGCCCCUGUACCGCCUCCCCAUGCUGCUGCCAGGCCCGUAAUCUGCCAUGGGCCCCUGUACCGACUCCUCAUGCUGCUGCCAGGCCCGUAAUCUGUCAUGGGCCCCUGUACCGCCUCCUCAUGCUGCUGCCAGGUCCAGAGUGUGUCAUGGGUCCCUGUACGGCCUCCCAUUGCUGCUGUCUCUAUCGCCACACUCUGCCAUGUGCCACUUUCAGGUCUCCUCACACUGCUGGUGGUUUCCAUUUUUGUCAUAGGGUGCUGUAUGGCCUCCCAUUGCUGCUGCCUCCACCGCCACACUGUGGCUCCACACUCUGGUUUUGGCCCCGUGACUGCCCAAAUGAGUGAAGUGUGCGGUGAUUCUAAGAUCGACGGCACUCAUCUGCAUGUCAUACUGACUGACAGUAUUAUUUCUCUUCCCCAGCAGACUCCAAGGGCAUUUAAAUUAAAGGUACAGUGUUCUGCACUAUAGAA
Molecule: messenger RNA, 474 nt
Organism: Staurois parvus
Lineage: Eukaryota; Metazoa; Chordata; Amphibia; Anura; Ranidae
Source: the annotation of a GenBank genome assembly